AAAAUCAGAAACCGUUUCAAUGUCUUUGCCAAACUGCCGGCGUGGAUGAAACAUGGAGAUUGCUUACAGUUUACCCUUCGCUGUUUUAGAAAUACCCAAUUUAAAACUGAAAAGACCAUCAUGGCUUCAUCAGCCUUCUGCGAUGGUGAUGUAUUCGUUAGUCCUGGCGUCCUAUUUUCUAGUGUGUGGAGGUAUCAUUUAUGAUGUGAUAGUGGAACCUCCCAGCAUAGGAUCAACAGUAGAUGAGCAUGGACACUCCAAACCUGUUGCAUUCAUGCCCUACAGAGUAAAUGGACAAUAUAUUAUGGAAGGCUUAGCUUCCAGUUUUCUGUUUACUAUUGGAGGUUUGGGAUUUGUUGUUUUGGAUCAGACCCACAACCCAAGUACACCACGGCUGAAUAGGAUUCUUCUUAUCUCUGUUGGUUUUGUCUGCAUCUUAGUUUCUUUUUUUACAUGCUGGGUGUUCAUGAGGAUGAAACUUCCAGGCUAUUUGCAGUGAAGAGUAAGCCAAGAAAGUCAAGCUAAAACUCAGUAUGAAGUAAUGGAAGAUAUACACAAAACUAUUACAUAUUAAGUCAUAUAUCUAAAUUCUGUAUGUUGAAAUAAGCCAGUUUGUAUAAUUAGAUAAUAAAACGAAUUUUCAAUUUUUU
Molecule: messenger RNA, 650 nt
Organism: Limulus polyphemus (Atlantic horseshoe crab)
Lineage: Eukaryota; Metazoa; Arthropoda; Merostomata; Xiphosura; Limulidae
Product: oligosaccharyltransferase complex subunit ostc-A-like
Exons: 4
Coding region: 53-499 (148 amino acids)
Cellular component (GO): oligosaccharyltransferase complex
Source: RefSeq, a predicted model, not a curated record